AAAUGACUGGGAAUUUCAACUCAAGGUCAGCCUUCUGAUCACCUGUUCGUGUUUAUGGAUGUAGUCCGUCCUAGUCCACACAGAAUCACAAGAAAAAGUUUACUUCAAGUGGCUGAAUUAGUAAUAAAGUCGCAAAUCGAGUCUUCCGUCCAUCGAAUACCAGAUGAAAGUUUCCCGGAUGUUCAGAAUUUUCUUGCAGUUUUAGAAAAUUUAUUCUACCAUGGUUUAAAAUCUUACAAUUUUCUGGUUGGGAAGAAAGUCUCAAAGCACCCUUGGUGUCUCAUACUUCAAUUAUCUAAUUUACCCAGUUUUUCACAUACGUCUUCAGUGAAACUUCUUGAUCAUCUCAAGAGUGAUUUUUCAAAGCUUCGAGCUUGGAUCAAACUGUCUAUUGUUAGGUGUUGUCUGCACUCUGCAAUGCUAGAUUUAGUUCAACUGAAGCCCAAUUUGACGAAAUAUUAUUCCCGGGAUGCUAUCUUCCGUUCGGAAGAAAUAUUUAAUCUAAUUGCUUCUCUCGUAGGAUUGGAAAAUGUACAGUUUAAUUUGGACUUUAAAACUGAACUCGUGGAAUAUUCCUAUUGUGUUCCUCCAAUUGAUUUCUCGCCUUUUCUUUUGUUCAAGCAGAGUUUAGAAACAAAACUUAGUGCAAUUUGUGAGUGUCGAAACGAGAAUACUGAGGAUAGAAAAUCGAGAUGUAUGUGGCGCUAUGGAUUUGAGAAAUUAAAACAAAAUCAAGUUUAUUCCUUAGAACAACUGCAUUAUCAUGAAGAAUUGAUUCAAAAACAGUUUACCCAGUUAAAUAAAUAUAAAGAACAAUUAAACUGUUAUAAAGAGACGACUGCGAGUCUGGAAAGUUACAUUUUGGAAUUACAAGUUAAGUUGACACUUAUUCAUGAACAAUAUGACCAAGAGUUAAAACGUUUAGGUGUUAAUCAGUCAAGAUUAACGGCUCCAACAUUUCGUAAUAUUCCAAAUCGAUUUCAACAAAUACAUGAUAUCAAUGAAAAACCUUCAAAAAUCUCAUCAUUUCUAAAUUCGUCAAUAAAGCUCAUUCAUAAUGAAACUUGCGCUGGUGCUAGUACCAGCUAUCAAAUGCCAUCAAUCUUAUCAGUAGAUCAAGGUAUUGAUGCAUUAAGCUUGGAAGAUUCUUCAAAUCCUGAAAUAGAUAGCAAUAAUAAUCACUCAACAUCAUCACUUGUCGAACAUAUUCCCAGUGAAUCGAAAAGAUAUCGUUCAGUUAAAUUUACCGAAUCUAAUUCACAUAUGAAAAAAAUCGAUCAAGAUUCAUGUGUUUUGCCUAUGGAUGUAUCAAAUAGAAAGUCGAAUUCGAAACGUCUUCCUUUACCCAUAAGAGCACGUUCUAAUUCUCCAACUAAUACUACUACUAAUAGUAGUAGUUAUCCUAGUUCAAUAAGUGAAUCAUCUCAGCAAAAAUAUAAUAAAUCAAAGAGUCCAUUAAAAUCAAAAACUUCUGAUCAAACUUUUCAUCAAAAAUCAAAAAUGCUUGUUAGUGUUCAAGAAAUACCAUCUGAACGUUUCAUCCUGCCGGAUAAUUCAUAUUCUACUGUAUCUUUUUCUAAUAAUAGUUCACCAAAAACUCUCGAGAGUAUGACAGUUGUUGUAAAACCAAGAAGUCAUAGCUUAUUCUCUUGUUAUGUCCCGAAGAUAUCUACGAAUGAGGUGGAAGGCAUUAUUCGACAUGUCGAUAGCCUUAUGAAUCCACAAACAACCAUGAAAAAUGAUACAGUUAAUACAAUCACAACAACACCAACAACGGAUACAACGAUAAAAUCAUUGAACACUGUUGAUAGUAAAGAUGAUAUUGUUAUUGAUGAUCAUCUACUUGGGUGCAAAAAUCAAUGUUCAAAUCUUGUUCUAUUUGAGGCAGGCUUAAUUGAUUCAAUAACUAGUAGUGAAAUUAUGGAAACUUCAUCUGAAUAUAAUCCAAGUGAUCGAUUACAUUCUUCAUCUACACGAGAAUAUUAUCACUUAACAUCAGAAGAAGAUUUAGGAAAUAGUGAUGAGGAAGAUGUGGAUGAUGAUGACGAGAAAAAUAAUGAUAGUGACAAUAAAACAUCUGGACUACGACAACAAAAACAACAAGAACAUGAAACAACCAUUUGAACAAAAUAGUGUCAGUCCACCAUGAGUAGAGACAAUAUACAAGCCUAUUACUACUAAUCCAACCACUAUUAAUAGUAGUAGGAACAGUAGUAGUUGUUGUUCUGUGACUGAUACAAAAGAAGAAAUUAAUAAUAAUAUUUCACUUUUAUUUUUAUACUCAACUUUCUCUAUAUCCUGGUGAUAAACAAUCAAACAACUAUUGAGCUCUGGUUUUAUUCUUUCUACACUCAUCCUAAUUCAAAUGAUUCAUUGUGUUUAAUCUUUAUAUUUGAAUUUAUAAAUUGUGUCUACAAAUUGUCUUCUAUGUACAUAAUUUUAAUUCAUGUGAAAAUUCUGAUAAUUUGUUUUAUUGAAACGUUUCAGUUUCUCUUUAUUUCUUUCAUAGAAUCCUCCAUUUUUUAAAAUGUUUAGUGAUUUAUUUAUUUAUUUAUUUAUCCAUGAGAAAAACAGUACAGAUUUUAUGUUUGUUCCUUUUUUUUAUCAACUAAACCAAAAACAAAACUGGUUUUAAUAUUCGUUACUUUUCAAGAUGUUAUAGGUUGUUUGUUUUUACAAGAAAGAAGAAAAAAGAAGCAAAUUCAAAUCGUUCAAUGUCAUUCUAUAUGUAAUUAUCAUUAGUACUGCUUAUCUUUAUCUUAUUGAGUUGUUCUUUUCAAUACUAAAUUGUUUGAAUACAGUAGGGAAAUUUUCUGUACAAAUUUUAAAGUAUCAGAACGUGUUUCUGCGCUACACUUUAAAUGGCAAACUACCUCGAUAACAAAGUCGUAUUCAAAGAAUGUUUCC
Messenger RNA from Schistosoma intercalatum, 2907 nucleotides. Lineage: Eukaryota; Metazoa; Platyhelminthes; Trematoda; Strigeidida; Schistosomatidae. The record is from the annotation of a GenBank genome assembly.